UGUCAUGUGACUUGUUUAAGUUACAAGGUCUCGGGUGUGAAUGGGGAGCAGGUGUUAUCGCUCACACUCUCUCAUACUGGUCACUGGAAGUUCAACAUGGCACCUCAUGGCAAAGAACUCUGAGGAUCUGAAAGAAAGAAUUGUUGCUCUACAUAAAGAUGGCCGAGGCUAUAAGAAGAUUGCCAAGACCCUGAAACUGAGCUGCAGCACGGUGCCCAAGACCAUACAGCGGUUUAACAGGACAGGUUCCACUCAGAACAGGCCUCGCCAUGGUCCACCAAAGACGUUGAGUGCACAUGCUCAGCGUCAUAUCCAGAGGUUGUCUUUGGGAAAUAGACAUACGAGUGCUGCCAGCAUUGCUACAGAGGUUGAAGAGGAGGGAAAAUCGGCCUGUCAGACCACACGCCACACACUGCAUCAAAUUGGU
Staurois parvus is the source of this 427-nucleotide messenger RNA. The record is from the annotation of a GenBank genome assembly. NCBI's taxonomy places the organism in Eukaryota, Metazoa, Chordata, Amphibia, Anura, Ranidae.